Messenger RNA from Phalaenopsis equestris, 1535 nucleotides. Its product is annotated as methylthioribose kinase. The transcript has 6 exons. The record is from RefSeq and is a predicted model, not a curated record. NCBI's taxonomy places the organism in Eukaryota, Viridiplantae, Streptophyta, Magnoliopsida, Asparagales, Orchidaceae. Bases 131 to 1393 code for a protein of 420 amino acids. Gene Ontology annotation, molecular function: S-methyl-5-thioribose kinase activity.
ACCUUACAAUUUCCACAUUCCACUUUCCACUUUCCACUUUCCCUUCCCGAAUCUGGGCUCCUUGCUCUUUCCCAUCUCUCUCUUCCCCAUUACUCAUUCAGCCUGCUCGCCGGAACCCAGGGUCUUGGCGAUGGUGGACGAAGGAUUUAGGGCUUUGGAUGAGAAAUCCCUUAUCGAGUAUAUCAGGGCCACGCCUGCUGUUUUCUCCUUGCUUGGAAAUGACCUUGAAGGCCUCACUGUCAAGGAGGUCGGGGAUGGCAACCUUAACUUCGUCUACAUCGUCAUCAGCUCCUCCGGAGGAUCUGUCGUCAUCAAGCAGGCUAUUCCAUAUAUUCGUUGCAUUGGUGAGUCAUGGCCAAUGACAAAGGAGCGUGCAUAUUUUGAGGCAUUAACCUUGAGAGAGCAUGGCCGUCUAUGCCCGUCUCAUGUUCCAGAAGUUUAUCAUUUUGAUAAGCCCUUGUCUUUGAUUGCUAUGCGCUACUUGGAGCCACCACAUAUUAUUUUGCGGAAAGGAUUGAUUGCUGGAAUUGAAUAUCCAUUGCUUGCGGAACAUAUGUCGGAAUACAUGGCUCGAACGCUGUUCUUUACGUCUCUUUUGUACCGUUCUACAUUUGAGCAUAAAGUUGAAGUUGCAAAAUAUUGCGGAAAUGUUGAACUAUGUAGACUCACUGAACAGGUUGUAUUUUCGGAUCCAUACAAGAUCUCUCAGUAUAACUGUUGGACGUCUCCUUACCUUGAUCAAGAUGCUGGGACAGUUCGUGAGGAUGAUAUUUUAAAGCUUGAGGUUGCUGGUCUGAAGUCUAUGUUCUGUGAGAGAGCUCAGGCUCUUAUUCAUGGAGAUCUUCAUACUGGUUCAGUCAUGGUGACCACAGAAUCUACUCAAGUAAUAGAUCCAGAAUUUGCCUUUUAUGGGCCUAUGGGGUUCGAUAUAGGAGCCUUUGUGGGGAAUUUGAUUUUGGCAUUCUUUUCACAAGACGGACAUGCAGAUAAUGGAAAAGAUCGAACAGCAUAUAAAGAAUGGCUUCUUACGACAAUAAAAGAUACUUGGAAUCUUUUCCGUAAGAAAUUCAUUUCCUUUUGGAAUGAACACAAAGAUGCAAAUGGGGAGGCUUAUCUUGCAGAUAUAUACAAGAAGCCAGAACUUUGGUUCAUUGUCCAGGAAAAGUAUAUGAAAGAUUUAUUUCAUGAUUCUCUUGGAUUUGGUGCUGCUAAAAUGAUCAGGAGGAUAGUUGGGGUAGCUCAUGUUGAGGACUUCGAAUCAAUUACUGAUGCCAAGAGAAGAGCAGAUUGUGAACACCGCGCUCUAGAAUUUGCUAAAAUGAUUCUUAAAGAAAGGAGGCGUUUUGACACAAUUGAACAAGUCAUAUCUGCAAUCGGGAAUAUCUCUUCGUAAUCGGCUUUAUUACGGUGUUUGUGAAAUUUGCCACUCGUCUAUCAGUGCAGUUAAUUAGAACCGAACGAAUGUUUUAUCUAUGUAUUCCCGGACAAAAUGCGGUGCCAGGUUUGAAUAAAUUUCACUGCUUCUCUCGUUAAAA